Coccidioides posadasii C735 delta SOWgp is the source of this 768-nucleotide messenger RNA. RefSeq names its product Cytoplasmic glyoxalase II (gene GLO2). Lineage: Eukaryota; Fungi; Ascomycota; Eurotiomycetes; Onygenales; Onygenaceae. Gene Ontology annotation, molecular function: hydroxyacylglutathione hydrolase activity. The record is from RefSeq and is a predicted model, not a curated record.
AUGCAUAUCGAAUCGAUUCCCAUGUGGACUGGCAAGGGCAACAACUAUGCCUAUCUGAUAUCCGAUGAGCCGACUAAGGAUGCUGUGAUCGUCGAUCCCGCAAAUCCGCCGGAGGUAAUUCCCGUUCUGAAGUCACAUAUCGAUUCCGGCAAGAUUAAUCUGAAAGCCAUUAUCAAUACACAUCACCACUGGGAUCAUGCUGGUGGGAACGAUGGAAUUCUUCAGCAAUUUGGAAAUCUCGACGUGAUCGGUGGCAAGGAUUGCAAGAUGGUCACCAAGACUCCAGCUCAUGGUGAAAAAUUCAAAAUUGGCGAUCGUAUAACUGUGACUGCCCUACAUACCCCAUGUCACACGCAAGAUAGUAUCUGCUACUUUGCUGAAGACGGAAACCAGCGGGUGGUAUUUACCGGAGAUACUCUAUUUAUUGCCGGAUGUGGCCGAUUCUUCGAGGGCAACGCCCAAGAGAUGCACAGGGCUCUUAAUGAGGUUCUUGCAACGCUGCCAGACGAUACCAAAGUCUACCCCGGUCACGAGUAUACCAAAUCCAACGUGAAGUUCUGUCUCUCGGUAUCGCAGUCAGAGCCGAUCAAAAAGCUCCAGGUCUAUUGCGAAAAUAAUUCGCGAACGGAGGGUAAAUUUACUAUUGGGGAUGAAAAGUUACAUAACGUUUUCAUGAGAGUCACGGACCCCGAGAUGCAAAAGGCUACAGGGAUGACAAGCCCUGUGGAUGUUAUGAAUGCCUUGAGAGAAAUGAAGAAUGCUGCGUAG